Molecule: messenger RNA, 1314 nt
Organism: Dermatophagoides farinae (American house dust mite)
Lineage: Eukaryota; Metazoa; Arthropoda; Arachnida; Sarcoptiformes; Pyroglyphidae
Gene: AIMP1
Product: aaRS-interacting multifunctional protein 1
Molecular function (GO): tRNA binding
Source: RefSeq, a predicted model, not a curated record
CUGUUUGUUUCAACGUGGCUUUUUUUUAUUUUUCAACGACAAAAUUUUUUUAUAUUACAAAUUGAACAAAAUUUUUUGCGGUAUUACAAUUUUUUCCUUAUGCCCAAGUACUGGUCCAUAUUGAUUGUUUCAUUACAGAAUUAUUGGCGACAUCGUUUAUUCAGUAGAACAAAUCGUCUUGCAUUGCCAUCACCAUCAUCAUCAUCAUCGAAAACAAAGCCCGAAAUGUCACAUGAUUUAAUCCGACAGCUUCAAGCCAAUCACGAAGUAUUGGUAUCGAAAAUUGCUCAUAUUGAAUCAACAUUGAAGGAUAAGAAUCUAAAUGUAACAAAUAAUAAUCAAAAUGAUGGUGGUAAUGUAGAUAAUCGAAAUGAUAUUGAAACUGAACAGCAAAAAUUGAUAGCUGAAAAUCAAAGUCUUCGAAAUGAAAUUCAACGUAUUACACAGCGAUUAACCGAUUUGGAAAUUCAAAUCAAAGGCAGUCCAAGUGUUUUGUCGAUGGACAUAUUGAAAAAUGUUGUGAACAAGUUAUCAGAUCAAAUGCCAGACUCUUCAUCAACUCAAGUACAACAAUCCCAGUCAGAGGCCAAAAAAGUUGCCGUUGAAUCCAAACAAAAAACGGAAAAACAAAAGAAAACUGAGACAAAACAAGCCAAAUCUGAUACUAAGCCUAAAGGUGGUAAAGGAAAUAAAGCAGCGACUACUACCGAACCGGAAUCCGAAAGACUGAUCGAUGUUAGCCGUUUGGAUUUACGUGUUGGAAAAAUAAUCGAUGUAAAAAAACAUCCAGAUGCUGAUACACUUUAUGUGGAACAAAUUGAAUGUGGCGAAGACAAACCACGAACUGUUGUAUCGGGUUUGGUUAAAUUUGUUCCCGUGGAAGAGAUGCAAAAUCGUAUGGUUGUCGUUCUUUGUAAUUUAAAACCGGCUAAAAUGCGUGGCAUUGUUUCCGAAGCUAUGGUCAUGUGUGCAUCAACACCGGAAAAAGUUGAAGUAUUGUUGCCACCAGAAGGUUCCAUACCUGGUGAUCGUGUUACAUUUGCUAAAUAUCCUGGCCAACCGGAUCAACUAUUGAAUCCAAAGAAAAAAAUCUGGGAACAGAUUGCCCCAGAUCUAACAACCAAUGAUAAUUUAGAAGCCACAUAUAAAGGCGAUACAUUUAUUGUUCCAGAAAAAGGUCCUGUUAAAUCGAUCACAUUAAAAAAUGUUCCGGUCAAAUAGAUUGUUUAUUUUCAUUCGAAUUUCUAAAUUAGUUUAUUUUAGAGAAUUUUUCUCUUUCAUUGAAUAAACAAUAAAUUUUUUCAAUUAUUUAAA